AGCCGUCUUCAGCGUGACACAAAGAUCAUUAAACUGGAGCGCUAAUCUAGCGAGAAGCCUGGAUCUUGUUGUAAUGGAAGGAGCAGAAGGAACAGGUGUCGACCUCAGCAGGAAGUUUGUGUCUGAAGCAGAGCUUGAUGAGAAGAGGAAAAAGAGACAGGAGGAAUGGGAGAAAAUCAGAAAACCUGACGACCCAGAGGAGGUCCCAGAGGAGGAGUAUGACCCACGCUCCCUCUUUGAGCGGCUGCAGGAACAGAAAGACAAGAAACAAGAAGAAUAUGAGGAGCAGUUUAAAUUCAAGAACAUGGUGAGGGGAUUGGAUGAGGAUGAGAGCAGUUUCUUGGACGAGGUCUCCCGGCAACAGUGUCUGGUGGAGAAACAACGCAGGGACGAGGAGAAAAAGGAGCUGUUGGAAUACAGAAGCGCUCUAGUGAAGCAAGCAUCUGCAGAGAGCCGCAAAGAGCCUGAAAAGAAGGUGGCACCUAAAGGGGUGGAGCACAGGACCAGCCACCUGUCACAGGCCCAUUUAUUAGUUGGAGCUGUAAAGAGACGCAAUUCCUCACAAUCAGACAGCAGUAAGAAACAGAAAGUGGAAAUCACGGCAACAACAGCAACGACAGGAAAUGGAGAAAAACACACAGAAGAGGGGGGCGGAGCAGGAGCCAAAGAUCAACAGACAGUCCCUGGCGUCACUGCAAAGCCGCCCUCAGCCGCCUUGAGCUCCGGCCAAGGCGUACUACACUUGCCGUCGGCGGCCGUGUGUGUCGGUGUUUUACCAGGACUCUGCGUUUAUUCCGGCAGCAGCGACUCUGACAGCAGCUCGGACAGCGAAGUUUAAGCCGAGCAACCAAUCCCGCACUGCCUACCCUGAUGACAUCCUGCCCCCCCUACACUCCCUUCCCAACCCAAGCCGCAACGGCUGCAAGCUGUGCUAUUGGCUGAGGGAACAGUGAUUGACAGCUGUGGAGCAAGGAAGAGACUGCUUUAGACUGUCACAUGACUCACACCUUUUAGCUAUCUGCAGCAGAGGAGUGAGAGCAGGACUGCGUUUGGGUUGAAUGCCGAGUCUGUUUGGAUUGAAAAAUUCUGUUUUUAUUUGUGUGAAGUAAUGUAUGUUUGUUUAAAAGUUGCGUUAUUCUGGGAAGAUACUGGACUGUUUAUUGCUGUCUCAGACUUUGGGGCGUCUGAGAAGAAAUAAAUAAAGAGAUUUCCCUGUGU
Pundamilia nyererei is the source of this 1218-nucleotide messenger RNA. It is a transcript of the gene psme3ip1, whose product is annotated as proteasome activator subunit 3 interacting protein 1. The coding region runs from base 74 to 838 and encodes 254 amino acids. The transcript has 8 exons. Lineage: Eukaryota; Metazoa; Chordata; Actinopteri; Cichliformes; Cichlidae. Gene Ontology annotation, cellular component: nucleus. The record is from RefSeq and is a predicted model, not a curated record.